Messenger RNA from Onthophagus taurus, 1483 nucleotides. RefSeq names its product defective in cullin neddylation 1 domain containing SCCRO3 (gene SCCRO3). Gene Ontology annotation, biological process: protein neddylation. Gene Ontology annotation, cellular component: ubiquitin ligase complex. NCBI's taxonomy places the organism in Eukaryota, Metazoa, Arthropoda, Insecta, Coleoptera, Scarabaeidae. Gene Ontology annotation, molecular function: cullin family protein binding; ubiquitin conjugating enzyme binding; ubiquitin-like protein binding. The record is from RefSeq and is a predicted model, not a curated record.
CCACGUCAGCUGUCACUACAAAUGUCAAAAAAAAAAACGAUAGUUUUUCCAUAAAAUAGUUAAUUUCUAACUGAAUCGCCUCACACAUCUCCGCAAAAUCAAGAGAAAACCCGUUUUAAGCUUGCAAUUAAGCAAUAAAAGACGAUCCAUGCGGCUCGGAUUAAGUUCAAAGAACCCGAAACGUCGACGACGAUUUUAAAGAACCACUUGGUAGGAGAUUAAUUUUUUUUAUUGUUUACAAGGGAGAGAAAAGGGGUUUCGAUGCGUUUUCUCGCGGACGGUUGAAUUGGUGGUUUUGUCUCUCUCAAACGGGGGACGCUUGUGUGUUUGUGGGAGACACAGACGGGGCAAUGCACGUAGGCUGUCCUUGCGGGGUUGAAACGAACGGUUCGCGACGGCUUUCGAGGAGGCCCUCCAAUGGGCAGCUGUUUAACUUGUUUCAAGGAGCCAGUAACUUCGGCCCUCGACAAUUCCACACAUUGUCAUAGAGAGGAAAUGCCUGAAGCUCGUUUACAUCCAGCCCCGAGUCAUAUAGCACCUCAAUCACCAGACGAUAACAUAAUAAUAAGCAACGGUAAUCAUUUACCAAUUAUAAUACAAGAUACGGGGGGCCGUUUCACUGCCAAGAGACCUCACAUAAUAAAAUUAGCGCCUACAAUGGGGAUUGGGGAUAGUAAACCGUCCGAUGUGAAAUUAAAUAAUUUAUUUGAUAAUUAUCGAGAGAAGGAUGAAGAUAUGAUCCGAGUCGAUGGAAUAAUACAGCUGUGUAAAGACUUGCAGGUACUCCCAGAAGACUUUAAAAUAUUGGUUUUGGCCUGGAAAUUAAACGCGGAACAAAUGUGUCGAUUUACUCGCGGAGAAUUUGUAAACGGGCUAAAAUCAAUGUGUUGCGAUUCAAUUAAAGCCGUACAAAAUAAACUGCCUGAUUUAGUGAGUGAAAUUGAAGACUCUCCAGAACUAUUUAAGGACUUGUAUCGGUUUACGUUUAAUUUCGGGUUAGAUAUCCAAUCGGGACAAAGAAGUUUAUUAACAGAAAUGGCGAUAGAUCUCUGGAACUUGGUUUUCACCAUACGUAAACCACCAAUUUUAACACGAUGGAUUAAAUUUUUACAACGGCAUCCAAGCAUCAAAGGAAUCCCGCGGGAUACUUGGAACAUGUUUCUUAAUUUCUCGGAAACCGUCGGUGACGAUUUGAGUUCGUACGAUGAUAACGAAGCGUGGCCGAGCCUGUUCGAUGACUUCGUUGAGUACGAAAACGAUCAAAUGAACCAAAAUAUAUCGACGGAGAAAGAUAUUGAAGCGCGAGAUUGAUUUUAAAUUAAGUUUUAAGCUGUGUAUAAAUAUACGAUAAUUUUUUUUAAUGAAAUUGUUUCUACUGCCUAUAUUUGUUAAACUAACACUUACUGAUAACUAAGUAAAGAGAAAUGUGAGAAAUCAAGAUAAAUAAGAAUCAAAUAUAAAUAAAAGGAGAAAACGUUCGUGA